AUGCCACGAAUGCCACGAAAGAGAGGUGCCGUGCUUCUCACCCUGGCGACCACGGCGCUGCUCUCGAGGAGUUUUGUUGGCGCUCCGUCACAGACCCGAGACUCCAGAACAGCUCGUGCCUUCUUUGGUAGUCUCUUUGGCACACCCACUGGCUCUCCGACGCCAAUCCGAGACGCUCCUUCGGAGAAUGCAAAACACUACUUGACGAAUGGUGCCAUGUACCCUCCAUGGCCUGCUGGCAUGCAGGAGGCUAUGUUUGGCAUGGGCUGCUUUUGGUGUUCAGAGAAUAUUUUCAUGAGAGUUCCUGGUGUUUACUCCACUCAGGUGGGAUACGCCGGUGGCGACAUUGAGAACCCCAGCUACCAAGACGUGUGCACGGGGGCCACCAAACACAACGAAGUGGUGCGAGUCAUUUACGAUCCGGAGAAGGUGUCAUACUCGCAGUUGCUGAAGUACUUCUGGGAGAAACAUGACCCAACCACGCUGAACCAGCAGGGCAACGACUUCGGCACCCAGUAUCGCUCAGGCAUCUAUUACUACACCGAGAGGCAACGGGAAUUGGCAGAGGCCACCAAGGAGCGCUAUGCCAAAGUCAUUGGUCCCGCAUCCUGA
Molecule: messenger RNA, 612 nt
Organism: Cladocopium goreaui
Lineage: Eukaryota; Dinophyceae; Suessiales; Symbiodiniaceae
Source: the annotation of a GenBank genome assembly